GUGUCUCCCCUCGUCCUUGGACCUCGCUGCACUCCUCGACACUCUCGGACCCACAUAACGAACUCGCCCGCUUUCUUGACGCGAUAUUUCACGACGCGACGCGUGUAUACUAGUUCUACCACCGAGCGACAUGCCGAGCUCUACGCGCUACCGUCGCCAGUCGACGCCUGGGAGCCCGCCUCUCUCGACCGCCGCGUAUUCCGUCUCGCAUGCGACGACAGUGGGACAGUCGAAGUUGAACAUCGUCACGCGCCUCGCUAUCGAGGGUCGCGCGGAGCGCGGCGCGAAUGGCGCGGCCAUUAAGAUAUACCUGAAGAUAUCUCUUCCGCUGGAGAGUGUUACCCCCGGUUCUUCGAUUCCUCUGUUUCCUGAGGAAAACCUGAAGAUUAUGGACUCGCAAGUACAUCCUCUGGACGCCAACUCUACUCCAUACAACUUCUCUUCCGUCAACUCGCCCCUGCUACACAAAGCUGCACGCGUACUCAACCUGCCGGCGCGCUCCACCCAAACUUAUGUGCCGAUAUCUGCCAGUACAACGUCGUCGGACAACUUGCCACCCUUGGACGAACGGUACACCGGGCAAAUCCUUGUGAGCUCGUAUCAUGUCUCCUACAUCCUGCCCAAGGAGUUCCCGCGUCGGGAGACCGACGCUCGGAGCAAAAGGCCAUCGAGCGUUGCUCAGUUCAUGGCCGCUAUUGAUUUAUGGGUGCCAUAUCUUACCCAACCCCCACACGCGCCCUUCCUUCUGAUUAUCCCGACACCCCGAUGCCUUUCCAAUCACGUCAGGCUGAAGAUUUUUCCUCCCAAUACGCCAAAGACGUCUUUGUCUCUUGCUUCGUUAUCUUCGGCGGACGAAGACCUCGGAAGCUGGGACAUGACGUCUGAUCCUCACGUCACCCGGAGCGCGUCCGCGCGAUUGUCGCGUUCGCACUCAUACAACAACUUCGCGGACGACGAAUCGAGUGACGCGUCGACAUCUGCAGGGUUCUCGGACGGAUGCGGCAUUCAAGGCUCGUUCCCAAGCACAGACCGCCUACGCAUUCGGUGGGCACGCCCUAUGAGGCCAGAACAGCUUCCGCAGACAGUAGACGGACGACGUAGAGUCGGUAUCAGGGAGGUCAAGGCCACGAUGAACUGCUCCGUUCUGGGAGCAAGCCGAGGUCAAGAUUACGGUUCCGUGGAGGGUCUCGUAGUGCGCGUGCAAUACGAGGUGACGUGCAAAGGCGUAUGGUUCCCUGGAGUGGCUACCCUUGUGGGUCUCGACGUGGGAUUGGAUGGCGGGGAGUGUGACAUUACGUGGGUUCCAGGCUUGGAACGCAAGUGGACUAUCAGUGGAGAUCAAGGAUUUACAGGGUAUGCUAUAGGCCCCCCGCCUACACCACCACUCUCCCGACAGUCUUCAGUAGACAACCCGUCCAUCUACGUGCUUCCCUCCUCGCCGGAUGCGCGCGGUAUGGCCAACGGACUUCCCCCCGCUCGCCACGACUCCUCGUCCUCGACAUCGUCACUGCUCAGAGCACCACUACCCGCGCAGCAUGUCGCCGACUACUCGUUUGAGAACUCGCCUGCCUCGACUCCAAUUUCCUCUCUGGCCUCGCUUCCUAUGCCUUCCAGUCCCGAAACCGACCGCAGGAGUCGAGCGUCUUCGCUCAACGGACGAUAUACCGACUUGGACACGGACUACGAGGAUGAAGACAUGGCGCGCCCACCCAAGGUUCCGAUAACCGUCCAUUUGAACAUGAACGACCUCCUGCCUCCCGCGAAGCACGAUUUCAAGUUCAGGAUAACGGGGACCGUGCUGGUCGCGCCCCGCAAGCCUGUGCUCUCACUCGGCUCGCACCGGUACAGAUCCUCACCCAACGCGUCACAGCCGCCCUCAGACAGCGAAGCGGAUCCGGACGUGCUCGUCGUUCCCCGCUUUCGUGUACUGUGCGCCGACAGAGAGCACAUCUCCUGUACCAUCCAAAACGACGUCAAUGACGCGACGCUCGACGUGUACAACUCCACUGGGGACGUCCGCAACGCGCAGACACGCAAGACGGUCCUCCAGAGAGGAGGCUCAGUCAAGUGCGGGACGGACGGCGCUCGUGUUGCGCUCCGCCCCAUCAAGCAGUCCCCAUCCCCACCGCCGCGCGGGCGUACAGAGGAUAGCAUAGACGUUUCUCGUACCGCACGCAGCCGUCCACGAACGCCGAAUGGUCUCUCGCGCUGCGACUUGUCUCCGUCGGUCCUGCGGCAGUCGCUAUUCACGUCGACGCUGCGGACGCCCAUCCGACGGGACGGCCCCCUUCUUAUCCCCUCCGUCAAGAUCACGGUCACACCAUUACCCAAAGCCGAUAUGUCAGGGCCGCCAGAAUACGCCGUACGCGUAAACCUGCCUGCCCCUACAGACACGGACAUGGAGUGGCUGGAGUUUGGGCUCGCGCUCCCCAACCUCAACUUGGCUGGCAAGGAUGCGCCCGCAGGGGAGGCGCCAAAAGUGGAGAUCGCAAGCGCGAGUAUCGAGGGUGUGUCUGUGCGCUUUGUGACGAACCCCGUCGUGAAGCCGGAGACGAACGGGGCAGUGCCGUUUGGCGAGGCGAGCGGGAAAGAAUGGAUCACCUGGGUUAAGGUUCAUCUGGGGGACGCGUGUGGUGGCAAGGUCGAGAUAAUCUACCUCGUGAGGGGCCAACAGGUGCCUGUGGUCGAGAAGCUCAAGGGGAAGGACAAGGCACUCGAGCCCAUCACAUUAAACGCCCUCCUUCCGAGCUUCUCGCUGCCCGUGGGCGCACUUGAGGUGAAUGUGCGGGUCAAGACAGGCUUUGAGAUCGCCUCAGUCCAGACGAACCUCAGCCACGAGCAGUCGGUCCCACAGGGCCACCAGCUCCUGCACUACGCCCUCGAGGAAUAUUUUUACCCGCGCCUUGUCGUCGAGCUUGCAGCAUCAGGGCACGAAGCCACGCACGCCCAUGCGCACGAAUUCGCCGCAGCGCCGCGCCCGAUCUGGAGUUGGUCGCAGAUCAUCGUCACCCUCAUCCCCAUGAUCAUCUCCGUCCUGCUUCUCCUCGACCGCCUGCAACAGCAGCAGCUAUCCCAGUCGGACAGACCGCUCUUCGCACACGGCACAGAUGCGCAGCAGCACAUGCGCGUCGCCUCGCUCACCCACUACGAACGCCUCACCGAAACGAUCACGGUCACAGCGACUGUAGCUGCGCCGUCGUCGACUGCGGCGAGAUGGUACCACCCCGAGUCAGACACGAAUCCCCCGCAGGCGGAGUCGCAUGCUGGCGCCCCAUCUGCCUCAACCGCACCGUCACGCGCGACGCGCUCUUCGAUGCCAACCCUAACGCCGACGCCCGUGGUGGCCGACUCGGACGGAGAUUCGGACGGGCUGCUGCAGUUCCUGUACGAGUGGCACUUGCACUUCGAGAUGCCGAAGCUCGAGUUCCCCCAGUUCGACCCCCUCGACACUGCGAACAAAACGCUGCACGCGGUGCUGGACUCUAUUGGUACCGUGUACCGGUUUUGCGCAAAAGUGAUGACCUACCCCAACUAAGUCCUGAUACACGAUACGUGACACUGCACGAUGCAUGAUCUACGACGC
Messenger RNA from Trametes versicolor FP-101664 SS1, 3583 nucleotides. RefSeq lists its product as uncharacterized. The coding region runs from base 131 to 3535 and encodes 1134 amino acids. The record is from RefSeq and is a predicted model, not a curated record. The transcript is spliced from 5 exons. NCBI's taxonomy places the organism in Eukaryota, Fungi, Basidiomycota, Agaricomycetes, Polyporales, Polyporaceae.